Messenger RNA from Malaya genurostris, 10226 nucleotides. It is a transcript of the gene Graf, whose product is annotated as rho GTPase-activating protein Graf. Gene Ontology annotation, biological process: signal transduction. The transcript has 16 exons. Gene Ontology annotation, molecular function: GTPase activator activity; protein binding. Gene Ontology annotation, cellular component: cytoplasm. The coding region runs from base 489 to 3353 and encodes 954 amino acids. The record is from RefSeq and is a predicted model, not a curated record. Lineage: Eukaryota; Metazoa; Arthropoda; Insecta; Diptera; Culicidae.
UCGUGGUUGGAAACGUGAGUGUUUUCGCUUUGCUCUUCACCUGGUUGCUCUGCGUACGUGUGUUUUUGUUUUCUGCUGUUAUUAUUCGCAUUCUUUUCCGCCGUGGAUACCAGAGAAGAAGAAGAAGAUGAUGGAAAUCAAGUUUGAUUUUUAGAUUCCGUCUAUAUAUAAUCGACUAGUUGAUGCAAAGUGGAUAAGUGAUAAGUGCUGAAACUCAAAGUUUAAAAUGGGAAAAUGGGAGUUCGUAUAUUGAUGUAUUGGGAUUGAAAAUUAGUUUGGCCUAAUCGUUCGGUAUGUCAGGAGGCAAACAGUGAUGUGAUGGCGUAAAUGUAUGCAGGAAAAAAUCCAUGAUAAGAUAAGCACAAUUAGCUUAGGCCAUCGUCAUAUCAGAGUGUGUCUUUCCUGUCCAAGUUUUCAAUGGGUCCGACUUGUUGAUUUGUAAUACAUUGUGGAAAAAGUGUACUGGUGUGUGAAUUACGGUAAGAACUAUGGUGAUAGGAAAACUACAAGCAUUGGAGUUUACGGACUGUCUUUUGGACAGUCCAGAAUUCCGAGAAAAUUUGAAUCAGCAUGAAAAAGAGCUGGAGAAAACAAGUCAACAAAUAAAGCGGAUUAUCAAGGAAGUGAAGGACCUGUUGGCUGCAGCCAAAAAUUUAUCACGAGCACAGCGAACGCUGUCGAAAAGUUUGAAUGAAUUCAACUUUGAGUGCAUUGGAUCAACGCAGACCGAUGACGAGCAGGUGAUAGCAGAUAGUCUUAAACAGUUUGGUAAGCUGAUAUCAGCGAUAGAAGAAGAGCGGGAUAAUAUGCUGGAUCGGGCACACGAUCAGAUUGUGGGGCCAUUGGAGGAGUUUCGAAAGUGUCAUAUAGGAGGCGUAAAAGAAAAUAAAAAAAAAUACGACAAAAAGACUGCCAAAUUUUGCCAGGCGCAAGAAAGGUUCCUUAACAUGUCCUCCAAAAAGCCAGGAGCUGCCGUUGUGGAGGCUGAUGCAUCAUUAGGAAUGCUAGAGAGAGAAUACCUGCAGGAGUCCCUCAGUUACGUUCUGGGAAUACAGGAAGUACAAGAAAGGAUAAAGUUCGAAUUUGUGGAAAUCAUCCUAAGAUUCAUAUCCGAUUGGCUGGUUUUUUAUCAUCUCGGUCAUGAAGUAGCAGAAGAUGCCAAAGAUUAUCUAUCAGAUCUGCAGCUUAAAGUGCAAAAGACUAGAGAAAAUUUUGAUGAGACUCGACAAAAAGCGCAGGAGCUAAAACACAGAUACAUGGAGAGUAAGAUGAAACCGGAAAGCGAGUACACUAAACAGGGUUACCUUUUUCUAAUGGAAAAGAAAGCAUUCACGGCAACAUGGUCAAAAUAUUACUGCACGUACAAAAAGCAGAGCAAAAAGUUUUCCAUGCUGCAAUUCAACCAAAUGUCGGGUCGAUCGCAAUCAUCCACGGAAGUAUUGACGCUGGCUUCCUGCACACGGCGGCUUUCGGAGUUCGAGAAGCGCUAUUGCUUUGAUUUGAUCUUUGAAGAACGACCGGCGAUUACGUACACAUUUCAGGCGCUAAGUGAAGAAGAUCGAAAAGCUUGGCUGAACGCAAUGGACGGUAAAGAACCGACAUACUUAGCUCCAUCACAAAAUCACAACGAGGAUGGUAAUCUAGAUGACGUCGGAUUUGCGUUUGUGCGCAAAUGUAUUGAAGUAUUGGAACGGCGGGGCUUAGAGGAAGAGGGUCUGUACCGGAUUGGAGGCGUGAGUACAAAGAUAACAAAGUUAUUGAACAUGGGACUAGACAGAAAAAAGACUGAGAAGGAUAGAUUGAUGUUUUUCAAUGAUGAGCAAAGCUCGGAUGUGUUAGAGAGUAAGACGAUAGCAAGUGCGUUGAAGCAUUAUCUAAGGAAUCUGAACGAACCGUUGAUGACGUUUCGGUUGCACCAUUCGUUCAUAUCAUCGGCGAAACAAGAAACAAGACAGCAAAGGAUAAAUGAUGUUCACCAACUAAUACACAGGCUACCAAAAAGCCACUUUGAAAUGCUAGAUAUUGUCAUAAGACACUUGAAGUGUGUUGCUCUAAAAUCAGAUAAAAACAAAAUGUCUGUGUUCAAUCUAGGUGUUGUAUUCGGACCAACUCUGCUGCGUGCAGCUGAGGAAACUGUCGCUGCCAUACUAGAUAUCAAAUUCAACAAUGUUGUGAUAGAAAUCCUGAUUGAAAAUCACGAUAAGAUCUUUAAGUCGUCGCCAGGAAAACAUGUUGAAUAUCUACCACAUGCAAAUACGAGCCCACCGAUGGCACUGCAAAGAUCUUAUGCUAACAUCGGAGGUGGUGGUGGAGGAGGAGGAGGAGGAGGAGGAGGUGGCAUAGGCAAUAUCGGAGUAGCCGGUUAUGCCAAAGAGCGCAAUGCAACGUAUUCUCAACCCGUUGUACGGGUUGUAGCUAAAUCUAAUUACACCGAACCAGUAAUGUCUUCUAGCCUGCAGAACAUUUCCAACGGAAUGUCAUUAUACAGUAAAGGAACCAAUCACUAUCCCACCUAUGAAGCAAAACCGAAGAUCGUAUCGUCAAUCAACAGUUCCACGCCGUCUCUGUUGCGAGACACAACUCUCUCACCUCGUGAGAUUAGUAUAGACACACGGGAAACUACUUACCUAAAGUCCGCGCCAUCUACAAUUACGAUAAGUAGUCACAAUAGUCCACCUCCGAAUCACAAUCAUCACUUGUCACGACAGGAUGGUGGGGGAAGCAGUCAGUUAUAUCAAAGUAGCUAUCAAAGCCACUUGUUGCACAGCCGAGGCGAUCCUACGACGAUAAUUCGUGGUGGUAGCGCAGGAUCGGAAACUAUAUAUAGUGCCCCUACAACAAUGCACAAGUUGGGUCAUCCUAACCCAAUGACGAGCAGUGAUUCCAAUCUCACCAAUACUAGGAAAGAACUUUCAAUUUACGAUCGAAUAAACUCUACCAGUAGUUCGAACGAAUCGGUGUGUUCGUCAUCUAGUCGAGAUCUCAACCAUUCCUAUGGAAGUAGUCGACCCAUAACCAGCUGGGACUAUACGACCGGCAACGGCAGCAUCGGUAUGGUGAGCAGUGCAUUGAGUAAAUUUUCCGUUCGGGACGAUGCUAGUCAAACUUAUAUCCCGAAAAAAACGCAACGCGUGAAAGGCCUCACCCGUCACACCAAACUGUUGACACCGAGAGAUAAUUUACGUGUGAGAACAUUGUAUGCAUGCCUAGCCGAAAAUGAUGGCGAGCUCUCAUUUGAGCCAAAUCAAAUCAUUACCAAUGUGAAGCGUUCCAAUGAGCCUGGCUGGCUAGAGGGUACACUGAACGGAAAAUCUGGGUUAAUUCCAGAAAACUACGUAGAAGUACUAAAGUAAUACUACCACCAAAAAGCAACCUAACUCGGAAUGAUCCUCCAACAGCUUAGCAGAAUUGUAUGUACAACACAAGUGUAUUUUGUGGUAAAUGGUCGAUUAACAACUAAUUGUUAACUGUAGUAGCUGAAAGAGAAGAGAGUUUUUGGCGGUAGAAUAUUUUUCCAUUUGAAAAAAAAUCCACUUUGGUUAAAAAAAAACUUAUAGUCAUAGUGACAGAAUGAAUGCAGGUCUAUUUUUGUUUUUUUAUGCUUAGUUCGCUGUGUUUAUAUUCUUGUUGAUAACUAUUUUUAUGUGAAUCAGUAAAAAUAGUGACAUAUUUCAAUUGAGUCAUAUGAUUUUGAACAAGCAGUACAAUAAACUUUGCUGCAUUGGUUAUGUCAAAGGACUUAAUAUUGUUAUGUUUCUUUUUUUUCCUUUUUUCGUUACGCAUUAACAAAAAAUGGAUAACACACAACUAUAUGAAAACAUGAAUCAUUUUGUACUUAAGUCAAGAAAACGUUUCAAGGGAUGCACAAUUUACACAUCGGCUUACUAUGUUUGUAUCGGUGAUCAUCUGACAUGAAAUGAGAGGCAUAGUUAAAAUAAGCAUCAGAAAAAAAUACAAUGUGACAGCGUUAUUCAGCGAGAAGUAAUACAGAAAGGCUUUGUAGUAACCACGCGAAUUUCAGCUAGAAAUCUAUUUCGGAUUUAAUACCUAAAGUAGGGUUUGAUAUGUCAAGGUUUUAAUAAGUGAAGCAAAAAUAAUGAUUACAAUAACAAACAGAAACACCAAUAGAUUCAAGGUACUAAUGUUUAAUUGUUGCUAUAAAUCUAAAGAACGAAAUGAAACGCUCGAUGAAACUACCGUAUAACACAAAUAUAUUAAAAGUUUUGCUUAACAGGCAAUCAGUAAAUCAACCACCUGAAUUCAAACAUAUGCAUAUGGUCUAGAAAAUAAUCAAAGACUUUUGCAUUGUAUCAUGCUUAUACGUUUCCAUGCACAUCGAACUGAGGCUUUUUGCUAAAAGCAAAACAUGUAUUUAUGCACCGUCCAAACGACAUGAUUGCUAUCUUUGCUGAUUUUUUUUUAUUUUCGAGAAGCAUUGUCAUUUUCUACUUUAUUCAUUUGAUGGAUGUUUUCCAUAAAAAAAAAACAAAUCAUAAAUAUUCUGAUGUGUUUUCAAUUGUGAGUAGGUUAGGAUGUUUAAUUUUCAAACAUAUGCCACGACUUCGGUCAUCAUUUCUUGCAGAGCGAGCUCGCACAAUUGAUUCACCUAAAGAGGAUAAUAAAUCAGUCUGCCUAACAAAUAUUAACAUUCUACGCACAUUUGUCGUAUGUUCCACUUAGACAAUGUUUAUAGAUUUCUGAGGACAAAGAGUCAAUCAAUAUAUUUUUUUAGGCGUGAAUGACCAUACAAUUAUAACGCUUAGAGCUUUCUAAAACAAUCUGCUUCAUUAUUAUCAUCAACAACAGUAUUGUGGUCAUGUUAAAUUAUCCAAAAUUAUUCUUAUUUAUUUGCACAUAAAACCGUGCGCCACGUUUUAAAAAUUCCCUAUUGGAAACGUCAGUUUUCUCGAAAUUUUGAAAAUUUGUUAUUUGCUUACGUAUUGGAUGUCUGACCAUGUACAUUAUUGAUUUUUCUGUCAUGCUUUGCUUUUCAAAGCUUUUUUUUUUCGUAAGAAUGAGUGUAUGUGUCGUUUUUUCUAGGUAAUUAAUAUUUCAUUUAUAUUUAAUCCGGUUGACAAUUUCAGAACAUAAAACAAUUGUGCGUAGAAUUGUAGUAUAGCAUAUUCGCCUAAGACUCAUCGUAAUCUAUACACGGCUACAAAAACAAAAGCACACAUACAAUAUGUUAGGGUACAACUAAUAGAGUUAGUGUAAUAUAUGUAAAUUUAUAUCGAUUGAUAAUAGAGUUUAGGAAAACAAGAAACGUAGUAACCAUUUUAAACGAGAGAAGAAUAUAUGGGAAACAAUGACACCAGAAAAUAAACUUUAGUGCUAAGUCUAGUACAAUAAGUGUGUAAGCAAACAGAAUAUGGACAGAACAAUUGACCACAAAAAUAUGAGAUGCAUAAAAAUUCUAAUAACUAAUUCAACUACUAACGCGAGAAGGAUAUCAAUCGUAAGAUAUAAUUUUGGUGCGUUUUGAUUGUUUUACGAAGAAAUUGAAUGACUUUGUUUUCAUCACGAAUGAAGGCAUUCAUUCCGGCCUAGUUUAUGUUGUUGUAUAUAUUGUAUACUUUGUAUAAUGCUACAAUUUUUUACUCCUAUGGGGAAAAGCAUCGGCGAACUAGUUUGGACAGUCGCUGCCCAUAACUAAUGUGACCAGAUUAGUCAUUGAAGCUCAUUACCAAUAUAGGAACUUAGUCAAAAUUUCGUUCAUAUUAUCAGUUGCCAUAUUACGUACAAACUAACAAAGUUCUCUGAGGAAAAUCUAUCCUAUUGUUUAGAUCGUAGUUUAAUCAGGAUCAAAUUUGUGAUUGUAGACACCAGCGUCGUCAUUUCCUGUACUUAAGUAGUUAAUCAUGACAUAGGCUACACGGUAACUUACAUUUCAUGGAUUUUUGUUUUCGUUCACGCAAUGUUUCGCUACUUCUGUCCUAUUUCUAAGCUUGGUUAUCGCAUCAUUAAUUCGUUUAUGCGAUUAGAAAAAAAUAAUGUGCUUAUAUGGCAAAAUAGGAGAAAUCUGCACACUUAAAUUUUUUAGCUGAGUCUCGGCAAAAAAAUGCCGAGAUUCGCACAGCCGAGUAAUCAGCAAUCAUCUCGGCAAAAAUAAAAUUACUGAGCGUCUCGGUAUCCUAAAAUUUGACAAACGUCAAAUAUUGCCGAAAUCGUCAGCAUAAGAUUUACUGUUUGCUCAGUGAAACGUUCACUGAAUAUUCGGCAAUCCAAUAAAACGAAAAAAUGGAAAAAAUAAAUUACCGAAUCAUCAGUAAUUAAAAAUCUAGUCAAAUAAUUUUGUUUGUAUUUUCUCAACAUUAUAAACACGCCAUUCAGGAUAAAAAAUUCAUUUUAUUAACACUUAAAGGAGGCUUACAAAUUUGUUGCCAAUAGUGCUUAAAGCCUACCUGAAAACAUGUAGCAUAAAUAAAAAGCGGCGUUUCCAGAUGCGGCCACCUUGAGUCGAGCUGGAAAUAUGAAAAUAAAAAUAUAUAUUGAUUUUUGGCUUACAAAAAUGUUCAAUAUUUAAUGAUGCAUAUACGGUAUUGUUCAAAUAAACUUACCUUGAUCUAUUGAAUUAUUCCAUGCAUUGGGUUAUUUUUUCGCAUAUCCCCCAAAGUUUUGUCUCGAGGACGCUUUGAGACCCGUGUUGGGUGUUUUUCCCUUAUAAUCGCGAGUGCUCUGAUAAAGACGCUUUUUAUAAAGCGAAACAUGUCACUAUAUUUAUUCAAUAUUUUUACUUGCAAGUGGUUCCACGCUUCUUCGAAGAUUAUCCAUUUUUUCACUCGAGAAUUUCAUUAGAAAAUAAUCGCACAAUGCGAAGCGAAAAUGUAACGCGGCAAUAAAUGACAGCUGUCGUGCUGAAUCUCGGCAACAGCUAGCGCAUAUUCCGAAAUCUCGGCAAACGUCUCUGCUGAUGUCGGCAUAUCUGUUGUUUACUGAUAAAUUCAGCAAGCAAUUAUGCCAAAUUUCGGCAAAGUGAAGCAUUUUACCGAAAUAUCAGUGAAAGCAUUUAACGAAGCUCAGAAACAUGCGUAUUGAUUACUGAGCAAUCAGCAAAUUUACGUGUUGCUGAUCAGUUUCGGCAUUUUAUUAUGCCGAGCUCAAGAAAUGGUUUUAAGUGUGUGAGUGAAUAAUAUUUCAGAAAUAUUUUUUAAUUAAACUGCAUUUUUUGUCUAAUUGUUUGCACACUACAUUACACAUUAUCGGAAAACUACUGAAAACGAAAUAGUAGAGUGAACAAAGUAUACAAGACUAAAGUAACAAAACCUUGGUAUUACUGUCCCUUCGUGGAGACAUACUUCGCAGCCGAUUCAUAAGAAUCCUUCCAGUUCAGGGCCCGAACAUACGACAACUGGCUUGUAAGACCAGCACUAUAUGCAUUGAACCGCUAACCCGGGGCGAUUUGAAUCUUUGUUAGUAUGGUUACUCCUUGCAAGUAUAAACCAUAUGAACGGUAUCGAGGGUAACAUGUUCACCGUAAAUUAUGGAAAUGUCAAUUUUUUGCAGGAAUGUUUUCACACAACCCACAAUAGAUGCAUUAUUCCAAUAAACACACAUGCAUAAAAAUUACAGUAAUUAAAAUGCUACUACUUAUAACAAGUAAAAACUAUUUUAAAAUUUUACAUCUAUGCAGCACAUAUGAUAUUUUGAGUCUGAUUUGGAAAAAACUGCCAGAUAUCGGCUAAAAUUACAGUGUGGCGGACGGAUAAAUUCAUAUUACCUUUAUUUUAUACUGAUAGUUAUUUCAUUCAAAUUUACUAUUCAAGUAGUUAAUUAAGGCAGGCACUCUAUGAAACGCGGUAAAUUUUCUUGAUUUCAUCGCACAUAAAAAAAUUUAAAUGAAAAAAAAAACAAUAUGGCAAACAUAUUGAACCUCUCCCAAGGCUGGUGACAAAAAACCCGUUCUCCCAUUCACACGAUAUCGUCCGCAAUAUACUUACAAAUAAUAUAUUAAGUUAAUCAAUUAAUUAGCUUGUCUCAAGUUCAUGAAGCUCAAAAACUAUAUGAAUGUUGAACAUUCAGAAUCAACGUAUAAACAAAUAAAUCUGAUUUUGUUAUUGGUUUCAUUUAUAGUGUUUUUAAACAUUUUAGAGAUUCACACACUUCUCUGUUGAGCAUCUUUCAUAAUUUCAAGAGAUUUGAGUCGAAAACGUGGUUUGGGGGAAACGAGCUUCAAGGCUUAGGCACUUUGAAGGAAUGAUAGAGCGCGAAUAAAUCCAUAUCUUCGAAAAUAUUCAAAAUUCAAUCAUCAAAAUUUGCGAUUACGUUUACAAAUUAUAUCUAUCGAUUGAAGCGACAAAAUCGAUUUUUCAUGGAAUGUUCCUUUGAUUGACAUUGUGUGUAAAUUUCAUAAUUUUUUUCUAUGUUUACUCGUACGAUUUUAUCACAUAACUGCAGUUCAUUCAUAUCGGCGGUAUCCUGGUGGGAGUGAUCAUGAUAGCAUAUACCUUCUUUUGUUUUAAUUCUGAUAGUUUUGAGAACAACGCUAUUUUGCAUGUGUUGGUUCCUCGUCAAUUUUACAUCUGAUAGCCGAAUUUUAGUAGAAAGCACAAGAAUUUGUACUUUAAUUCAUAUGCUAACUUUAAAUAACAUUAACAUAUACGAACAGCGAAAAGUCAGAUAUGUGGAACUUUGUUUGAAAAACCAGGCUAAGUAUUUUUGAAUGCAAAAACCGAACUUGAAUUCAAAGCAAUGCAAAAUUCGGUCAAAACGGAAUGAAAACAUUUGUUCCGAAGGAACCGGCAAAGUUUUUUGUUCCAGUUUAUGCAUUCAAAGUAUUUUUGUCUGUCUCUUGUAUAAAAAUGACUUGACUCGCAUACUCUAAGUCUGUUUUUUUUUUCAUUCACUGUUAUCCGAUUGUUUGUUCAAAAAUAUUUAGCCGAGUGUUUUAAAUUAAGUUGCACUUAUCAGACUUUUGAAUUCAGUCGUUCAUAUGAUAUACACCAAUUCGAUACGAAUCACGAAAUAUGAUUGCAUUUAUGAAUGAAACAAGAGUUAUUCUUUUGUAAUGAAACAACUAACACGCAUAAUUUAGUGCAUAAUACAAACUUUUAUGCAUACACGACGAUCUAAAAGCUUCAGUUAAUGUUGACUUUAUUUGAACUGCCAUUAGUUGCACAACUUUAGCUUGUAUUUGUAGCCUAUCCAUCACAAUACACAAAGCUAUCAAUCUUUUGCUUCCAAUGUUAUCCAAUGUUCCAAUGUUAUAUAAGGCGGUCUAAUGAAUGUGGACAUACCAUGAGAUUGAAACUAAUUAGAAUAGCAGAAAAAGGCGAUUUUCCAUGACGUGUAGACAAGUCAAUAACUGCUCGAGUAUCGGGAGGAUCGGUGAUAUGUCUAUGAGUUUGUAUCCAAAGGCAGUGUAUUCUUCUAAUCAUUCCCUGUUUUAAACAACAUUUCCACAUUGUAUCCAGUUUUUUCGAGUGUAGAUUAACCCUUAUUUUUAAUUCAAUUAUCGAUUGGUACAGUAUGAAAUAGUAAGCCAAUAGAAACAUUCCCCUAAUUUAGUUGUGUUCACGAAAUGUCAAUUCUUUUCAUCUAAACCCUAUUUGAUUGUGCUUUAAACAAUUCCUUUCUGAAUAAUUCAAUUAUAUGAGCCUUUUUGUGAAACAUAAAUCACGUCGUAAUGAGAGAGAAUAAAUUAGUCUGUGAUAAAAUCACAACAAGAAUUGGAUUUGAAUUAUUUUAACAUAAUUUCAGUGAUGUUCGUUUUUAUUUCAAACAAUCUAAAGAUUCGUUUAUCCAUACACUUAGCGCCAUGUAAAUACAUUUUAGUUUCCGUUAUUAUGUUUGCAAUGUUAUCGAUUGUUGAUUUUUAUUUCAUACUAGCAAUGAUUUUAAUCUACCAUUUGACCUUUUAUAUUGUAAACUAGCACUCAACUAUCCUUAUCGGUCUCUUAGUUCAGGGGAUCACGCAUGUGAGUAUCCAAGUAUUAUAUUGUAACGAAAUGUUGGGCUAAACAAAAAAUAAGAGCAGUUUAGGUUUGGUAUUUUCUCUUUUAUCAUAGAAAAAUAAAAACUAAUAGGAAGUGUUCUAGAAACUAAGAUUUGUGAAUAUACUGUUAUUUAAUUUUAUGCCUUUUAAGUCAGUUGCAAGGACCGUGACUACGAAGAACGAUAGGAAGUGGAUAAAAUGUGAAUUAUUUUAUUUAUACAAGUAUCUCGAUGAAUGAUUCCUUGGUAUGUGGAAGUACAGUCAAAGAAAGAAAUAAAUCUUCAUAUAACAUAAA